Messenger RNA from Tremella mesenterica DSM 1558, 4866 nucleotides. RefSeq lists its product as uncharacterized. Gene Ontology annotation, molecular function: histone binding; DNA binding; nucleosome binding. The record is from RefSeq and is a predicted model, not a curated record. The transcript is spliced from 12 exons. Gene Ontology annotation, biological process: transcription elongation-coupled chromatin remodeling; mRNA transcription by RNA polymerase II; positive regulation of transcription elongation by RNA polymerase II. Lineage: Eukaryota; Fungi; Basidiomycota; Tremellomycetes; Tremellales; Tremellaceae. Gene Ontology annotation, cellular component: transcription elongation factor complex. The coding region runs from base 1 to 4629 and encodes 1542 amino acids.
AUGUCACAUAGAUCUGAAUCUCCCUCUGAUGAGGGGCAAGGGGAUGAUAUUCGUCCUCAUGGUGACAUUCACGAUUCAUCCGAAGAAUCAGAGGACGACCUCGCCGAGCUCGCAGCCGUCAAACAUGGGUUCAUCGUAGACGACGAAGAGGCUGAAGUUGCAUCUGAGGACGAUGAAGAAGCUCGAGCUGCGCGUAAAGCAGAACGUAGGAAACGGAAGCGACGCGAAAGACAACGGCGGCAACGGGAUGAAGUUCGACUGUCAGAUGAUGAACUUGAUCUCAUCAAUGAGAAUAUGGGUCUUGCAGGACCGUCUCGUCCUGUCAAGAGAGCUCGCGGGAGGAGUGGAUCGGUAGCUAGUAAUGAUCGUUUUGUUUCCCUGCAGGAUAUGUUCCGGGAGGACGAGAGGGGGGAUGAUGAUGAUGAUGAUAUGGGAGAUUUCAUCGAGGAGGAUUAUGAUGAUGAGGCAGUUCAGGGAGAAACAGAGGAAGAGCGGAGGGAGAGAAGGAGAGAGGAAAAGAGAAAGAGAAAAGAGGCGGCUAAGAUACGGCCAGAGAUGCUUGGAGUAGACAGCGUAUCUUGGGAUGAAGAAUACGCGGUUUUUGGAGAUGGUCAUGAUUACGACUGGGCCCUUGAGGGAGACGAGGCCAUGGAUGAGGAUGAGUACGAGGAGACUAAGAAGGAUCUCCGGUUGGAGGACGUAUUCGACCCAGCCGAGAUCAAAGAACGUCUGUUACUUGAUGAAGACAAAGCCAUCGCUCAAAACGAUAAACCUGAACGUCAUCAACUACUCAACUCCACACUAUCCGAUAACCCCGUCCUGGCUCCAGAGAGUCUCUACCCACCCCCAGGUCUCGCCGCUGGUUGGGCGUACAAUAAGAUCUCUUAUCGCACUCAAUAUUUAUUCUGCGGGAUGCACGAAGAAGGCGCUUAUCCCUUACCCUCCAUCGAAGACCCGACACCAUAUCCCAGACCUCGACGUUCGGAGCUGGCAGCUGAAUUUACCGCUGCGGUGUCAAAAGCCCUCGACAUGAUGUUCGUACAGAAUUAUGAGGUACCCUAUCUGUGGCAUUACAAGAGAGACGUUUUGGGCAAAUUGGAAGAUCAAGGACGGUCCUUCACUCAAUUCCUGGAGCGUGAUGAACUGUGGCAAUUGCACACUCUCGGCAUUCGAUUUCGAGCUAUUUAUGAGCGCACAGAACAGGCUAAAGCCGCAUGGGAGAAGAUCAAAGUACGGAGACCGGAUGUUGAAGAUUCUUAUCUCACUAAGACUCUCUUGCCCAGUGUCUGUAUGCUCAGUAUCGAAAGUGCGGCGGAAGCAAUGGAGUGGUUGGCUUAUCAUUAUUCCCAAGAUUUACGAGCUAUCAAAGAGGAGGAGAGUAUCGAAGAAGGUGGGAAGAGGCCACCUGAAAGGUCAGGAUUUGAUGACCUGAGACACGGUCCAGUCAUGCAGCUAGUCAAAGCAUUCGGUGUUUCGGUCAAUCAAGUGGCAACAACUUUCAACGAGGCGGAAGGUUCACCUGUACCACCAACAAAUCCGGACAAGAUGCCACUCGAUUUAGCUGCCGAGUAUGCAGGAGAAGGGACACCCUUUCUCACAGGAGAAUCGGCUCUCAAAGCUGCCAGUCAGAUUUUGACCACUGAAUUCUCGAAAGAUCCUUCCAUCAGACAGCAAGCACGGGAGUUUAUGGAGUACUUUGGCGUAGUCACUGUGAAUCCUACAGAGCGAGGAAUCAGUGUCAUUGAUCAAUAUCAUCUCUACUAUACGUUCAAAUUCUUGACACGCAAACCUAUUGCCAUGUUUAAAGACUCGCCCCAAUUCCUCCACAUGCUCAAGGCAGAAGAAGAGGGUCUGAUCAAUAUUGUCAUUGAAAUUCCCGAGGCCGAUAUUCAAACCUUCGCCGAUCCGCUUGUGCGGUGUUGUCGAUCGAUGGAGUACGGAGAGGUGGCCACCGCUUGGAACGAAAUGAGGGAAGAAAUAUGUCAAGACGUCGUGAGUAAACUGAUUAUGCCCGCCGCAGCGCGGUGGGUGAAAGAGCAUAUGCGUCUGGCGGCGGAAGAAUAUGUGGCAGAGCGAUGUCGAAUGGAGCUUGAAUUUAGAGUCAAUGUUCGACCGUUCGCCACCCCCGACAUGGAGCAAGGCGAAACUCCCACCGUUUUAGCCAUCAGUAACGGUCGAGGAGACAUCAAAGACGCUGUCAUCGCCGUCAUGUUAGACGAUGGAGGCAACAUUCGGUCCCAGAGCAAAUUCGACAAUCUCAAAGACGAAGCGGAAAAGAGUUCAUUCAUCGACAUGGUCGAACGUCGAAAACCUUCCGUGGUGGUCAUCGGAGGGCUUUCUGCUCAGACUGGUCGAGUACGGGACGAUGCUAUGGUGGCAUUGAGAGAGUUGGCGGCCAAGACGGCCGAAGCACGUGCCCCACUUGCGGAAGCCUAUUCGUCUCACGAAGAAUACGCCGUUGCGGCUGCAGAAUACGAAGCUAGGAUCGCUCCACACCUCACGCCUUUGGUAUUCGUCAAUGACGCCACAGCGAGGUUGUAUAUGAGGAGCGAAGAGGCUGAGAAGGAAUAUCCUACGAUGCCCGUCAAUGGAAGAUAUGCGUUGGCGUUGGCACGAUAUGCUCAGAACCCGCUGAACGCACAUUGCAAGUUGGGCAAACGGAUCACUUCGAUCACAUUCCAGGAACAUCAUCAGAAACUGAUCCCUGAAGAGAAGCUUCUCAUCCACCUGGAGAGAGGAUUGGUCAACUCGGUCUGCUUCAUGGGUAUUGAAGUCAAUUCAUGCGUCGCCGACCCAUAUCAACGAUCCAUGUUACCUUUCAUCGCAGGUCUAGGUCCUCGAAAAGCCGACGCUUUGAUCAAUGGUAUACAACGACACGGAGCGUUAGUCAAUCGAGAUGCGUUCGCGGCAUUGGGACUUUUAGGACCUACGAAUCUUGUCAACGCCCCUGGAUUCCUAUCCAUCGAAACGGAUCUGAAAGAUAUUGUACUGGACGAAAAGAACGCAACGGAUGCUGCCGAACCCCUCGAUAUGACUCGUAUACAUCCAGACGAUUAUGACUUUGCUCGAAAAAUGUGUCAAGACGCUCUUGAUCUCGAUGCCGAAGAUGUGGAAGACGAACAUAAAUCCGCCGUCGUUCUCAAACUCAUGUUAGAUGAAGAUCGUGCUGCCAAAAUGGCCGAAUUGAAUUUGGACGAUUUUGCUUGGAAUCUUCAACGACAAGGCGAAGGUGUUGGACGUCAUACAUUAGGAAUGAUCGUCGCCGAAUUGAUUUCUUAUCGAGCGGAUAGAAGACCUCCCUUUUACAUUCCUACAGAAUGGGAAGUUAUUCAAAUGCUCACUGGUGAAACAGAAAGAACCAUCGGAAGAGGAUUAUUAGUUACCGCCACUGUCAGAAAAGCAUUAACUUCUCGUGUAUUUUGUGCUUUGGAAUGUGGUAUGGACGCAAUAUUAGAAAGAGAUUACGUGGCGGAUGAAGAUCAACCUAUAUCUUCAUGUGAAGAUCUUUUUACUUCAAGACAAGCUAUCAGAGCAGUCGUAAUUUCAACAGAACCAUCAAGAUUACAAGUCCGUAUUUCAACUCGUCCUUCAGAUGUUCGACAAGCAGUUCCAUUCUUACAACCUUUCAGGGAUGAUCCGUAUAACGAUUUAGCUAGGAAACACGCUGCGGAAGAAGCUGCUCAACAUAAAAAACGAAGAGAAGCAGGAAGUGUUAAAAGAGUCGUCAAUCAUCCGAAUUGGCAUGUAAUGAAUUCAGGUCAAGCAGAACAAUUUUUAGCUUCACAACAAAGAGGUGAUGUUGUUAUCAGACCAAGUAGUAAAGGUUCAGAUCAUUUAGCUGUGACUUGGAAAGUUGAUGAAGACGUAUAUCAACAUAUAGACGUUCAAGAAAUCGAUAAACCUAAUGAAUAUAGUUUAGGUAGGAUAUUAAGAGUUGCUGGGAAAUACAGUUAUAGUGAUUUGGACGAAUUGAUCAUCAAUCAUGUUAAAGCGAUAGCUAGGAAGAUUGAUGAGAUGCAAAUGCACGAAAAGUAUCGACCGGAGGAUGAGUUAGAGGCGUAUUUGAAAAAUUACGUUCAAGCUCAUCCAGGUCGAAGUAUGUACGGUUUUUCAUUAGAUUCUGAUCGUCCGGGAUAUCUCAAAUUAUGUUUCUUGAACAAGUCUACGAAAGAUGGUGGAGUGAUACAAACUUGGCCGGUCAAAGUUCUUCCAGGAGCAUAUCAACUCAACAACGCUGAAGUACCCGGUGUUACCGAAUUAUGUAAUGCUUUCAAAGCUCAGUACUCUUCCCGUCUCUCGGAACAAGGACAAGGAGGGAAAACACCAGGUAUUCGAUCUGCUCGUACCCCUAUGAUAGGUGGACGAACUCCAGGUGGAAGGACACCCGCUUUGGGUAUGACAGGUGGAAGAACACCAGCUUUAGGUGGAGGGAUGAGAGAUUCAAUGCCUCCAGCCGGUUAUCCAGGCUAUCCUAAUGUUCCAAAUUACCCAACAUAUCCACCUCAACCAUCUCAUUUCCAACCACCUCCACCAAAUUACAACCAACCCCCUCCUCCGAUGACUCAGAUGGGUCCACCAGGUAUGAACCCCGAACGAGCAGCUAUGUUAGCUCGGCAAGGGAGAUAUUGAUAUUGCUCAUGAAACUUGAUUCACGCAUCUUAUAUACCAUCUCUCUCCCCUUCAUGUUAACAUCUCACUGUAAUCCUCAAACUUCCUUGACAGUAAAUAUUUCCGUUUGGCAGGUGAAGAAAUAUCAAUGUCGGCGGGGAAGUUUAUAGACACUCGGGGAGUGAUUGAUGUGAAGUGAGGUUUUGUAGAAUGCUUAGUUAGUGAUGAGGAAAGUAUGAAUGAAGCUUUUGAAAUUUG